AAUUUUACUUUAAAAAAAAAAAAAAAAAAACUAUAAGCAUAAAAGGGUAAACACAGUCUGUGUUUCAGUUCCACUACUUCAGGAAACCAACAAUCUUCCAAAUUCAAAAAAGAUUCCAAAAAUGGCGGAAGAAUCUUUAUUACUAUCUCAUACAGAAGAUUUAUCAGCUUCUCCUAAUAAAUCUUCUUCACUUGUGUCUGAAAUAUCAAAUGCCUCCACGAGACCUUUUGUUCUUGCUUUCACUGUCGGUUCUUGUGGUGCCUUGAGCUUUGGAUGCAUUGUUGGAUAUACGGCUCCUACACAGACCAGUAUCAUGAAAGACUUGAAUCUAUCCAUAGCUGAUUUUUCAUUUUUUGGAUCGAUAUUGACGGUGGGGCUAAUCGUUGGAGCAUUAAUUUGUGGGAAAUUGGCAGAUUUGGUUGGUCGUGUCUACACGAUAUGGAUUACAAACAUUCUCGUUUUUAUCAGCUGGUUAGCUAUUGCAUUUGCCAAGGAUGUUUGGCUGCUCGAUCUUGGAAGGUUAUUGCAAGGGAUCUCGGUCGGAAUUAGCUCAUAUUUGGGACCUAUUUACAUUAGCGAGUUAGCACCAAGAAACUUGCGAGGAGCUGCUUCUUCCUUGAUGCAGUUAUUCGUCGGUGUUGGUAUAUCGGUCUUUUAUGCACUUGGAACAGUCCUUGCUUGGCGCAAUUUAGCCAUUUUAGGAUCUAUACCUUCUCUAGUGGUUCUGCCUCUUCUUUUCUUCGUCCCCGAAUCUCCUAGAUGGCUAGCUAAAGUUGGGAGGGAAAAGGAGGUUGAGGGGGUUUUAUUAAGCUUGCGAGGAGCAAAAUCUGAUGUAUCGGAUGAAGCAGCAGCGAUAUUAGAAUACACAAAACAUGUUGAACAACAAGACGUCGAUAGCCGUGGUUUCUUCAAGUUGUUCCAGCGAAAAUACGCGUUACCACUUACUAUUGGAGUUGUUCUUAUAUCUGUGCCUCAGCUUGGAGGUCUUAAUGGUUAUACUUUUUACACUGAUACCAUUUUCACCUCUACCGGUGUAUCAAGUGACGUUGGAUUCAUAUUGACAUCUAUUGUUCAGAUGUUUGGAGGCAUUUUAGGUGUUUUGCUUAUAGAUAUAUCCGGAAGACGUUCUCUUCUACUGGUUUCUCAAGCUGGAAUGUUCUUGGGUUGUCUUGCAACAGCCAUUUCAUUCUUCUUGCAGAAGAACAAUUGCUGGGAAAAAGGAACACCAAUAUUGGCUCUCAUUAGUGUUAUGGUGUAUUUUGGAUCAUACGGAUUAGGCAUGGGACCGAUACCAUGGAUCAUAGCAUCAGAGAUUUACCCAGUAGACGUGAAAGGAGCAGCAGGAACAGUGUGUAACUUGACCACGUCUAUAAGCUCAUGGCUCGUUACUUACUCUUUCAAUUUCUUGCUUCAAUGGAGUUCCACAGGAACAUUUAUGAUGUUUGCCACUGUGAUGGGCCUUGGAUUUGUGUUCACAGCCAAGCUUGUUCCAGAGACCAAAGGCAAAUCUUUAGAGGAAAUUCAGUCUGUGUUUACUGAUUCUCCUCCUGAAGAUUCUACAGUUUUCUAAGAGAGAAAAUAAAAUUACCUUCAAACUUUAACCUUAGAUCUCUUUAUAUUUCAUGUUUUUGUCCUUUUUUGCAUUGUUUUUUUUUACGAUUGGGCAUUGGCCCAUAUAUAAUUAUUAAAUAGGACCCAUGAAAGGGAUCUCCGGUUCAACCGUAGUUUGGUUCAUUAAGGCAUAUAUUAUCCAUAUUUAUAUG
Arabidopsis lyrata subsp. lyrata is the source of this 1763-nucleotide messenger RNA. RefSeq names its product sugar transporter ERD6-like 14. Gene Ontology annotation, biological process: carbohydrate transport; transmembrane transport. Gene Ontology annotation, cellular component: membrane. Bases 122 to 1570 code for a protein of 482 amino acids. The record is from RefSeq and is a predicted model, not a curated record. Gene Ontology annotation, molecular function: sugar transmembrane transporter activity. NCBI's taxonomy places the organism in Eukaryota, Viridiplantae, Streptophyta, Magnoliopsida, Brassicales, Brassicaceae. The transcript has 19 exons.